AGUCGGUUCCUGGGGGGGCAGGUUUGUGUGAUGAGGGUCCGUUAAAGGGCCAGUCCUCUCUUUGGCCUACGAACUAACUGCUGUUGUCUUCAGUACUUCCUAAGACAUAUAUUGUAAAUAUCUCUGUCUGAACCGUGAUGAAGUGUGUUUUCAGAGUUCUGACCCGGACUGUAGCAAGGCUAGUGCUACGGGGGUCACCCGACAGGACAGAGGACACAGGGUUUAGUGCAGGAACUCCUUUAUUUCACCAGACACACGUGCACCAGCAGAACCUUCAGCAGAGACCUCUCCCAGCAGAACUCUUGCUGGAGUGCAGCUGCUCUUUAUGAAGGCAGGCAGGGUUGGGCACACCUGUGCCCAAUCAUCUGAGUGGCUGCUCCUCCACCCUGCCACACGGACAAUAGCGGUUAACUAAAGGUGGUGGCUGCAGCUUCUACCUGCUGGGUGUUAAUUAUUAAUCUAAUAAAAAGGUUUACUGCGGGACAAAGGAGGACAAAGUUCAGUGUUUCUGCAACUGGAGACAUCAGCGUACUUUAUGACAUCAUAGCUCAGCUAACAGGCUAACUCUCAUCCAGAAACAUUACAUUUAACUAACAUGAAAUAAACCAUCCGUACAUUAAUACAACUCAGAAUGGAGCGAGGACUCAUCAGGAUGAAGUGUUUUCUGACUAUACACAAUCAAAUGCGUCACAGCAGCUUCUCCAACCUCCUACUGCUGAUCUGGUGGUGGAAACAAACGAGGACGAGUCGACAAAUUCCCACUCCUUUGCUGCAGGGAUCCUGCCGGUGGCCGACCCAACCUCACCUUGUUCCUGCUCCAGCGGUGGUCCUGGACUCAUUGGCCCCUGUUCCUGCUCCAGCGGUGGUCCUGGACUCAUUGGCCCCUGUUCCUGCUCCAGCGGUGGUCCUGGACUCAUUGGCCCCUGUUCCUGCUCCAGCGGUGGUCCUGGACUCAUUGGCCCCUGUUCCUGCUCCAGCGGUGGUCCUGGACUCAUUGGCCCCUGUUCCUGCUCCAGCGGUGGUCCCGGACUCAUCUGCCCCAGUCUCCGUUCCUGAGGCGGUCCCGCCAGUCUCUGUUCCUGAGGCGGUCCCGCCAGUCUCUGUUCCUGAGGCGGUCCCGACAGUCUCUGUUCCUGAGGCGGUCCCGCCAGUCUCUGUUCCUGAGGCGGUCCCGCCAGUCUCUGUUCCUGAGGCGGUCCCGCCAGUCUCCGUUCCUGUGGCGGUCCCGCCAGUCUCUGUUCCUCUUCCUGAGGCGAUCCUGGACGCACCUCAGAUUCCAUCUGUCCAGUCCCGAGAACGGCCCUCUGGCCAGUGUGCCAGGUCCCGAGUCCGGUUCCGGGUUCGGCCCCCUGAACUGUCUUUCUGGUCGGCCCGGUCUCCCGGACGGCCCCCUGAACUGUCUCGCCGUUCUGGACGGCUCCUGAACUGUCUCACCGGUCUGACCGACCUGGUGCCCAAGACCCCGGAGCCCCGACUUUGUGUUGCCUGGGCCCUCCUCCGGGCCCCCUCCGCCCACCCUGUUUUGGGAUCUGGAUGUUGUGGUUGUGAACAUCUGGGAUCUGUUCCUAGAGGGGGGGGUAGUGUUAGGAAUCGGGCGGGCAAGGUUUUCUUCCCCAGCCCGGUUGGUGCUGAUUGGCACUCUGAGCGCACACCUGCAGCUCGUCAGCCUCAUCAGGAGGAGAGCUUAAAGAGCGGGGGCUGCGAGUUGUUGGGUGUGGGUUUGUCUUGUAACAUUGGUUAACUUUGGAAGGCGAUUAGUUAGUGGUUUACUUAUGUUCUGAGCCUGUUUAUUUUCCAAUUCCUGUGAGGAAGGUUUUUGUGUUCUUUUUUGAAGUGAGGUUUUUUGUCGUUCCACUUUCUGUGGAUUACCUGUGGGGGUUCUUUGGUUCAGAAUUAAACCACGCCGUGAUUUUUGGCUAAAAUUA
This is a messenger RNA of Cololabis saira (Pacific saury), 1925 nucleotides long. RefSeq lists its product as uncharacterized. NCBI's taxonomy places the organism in Eukaryota, Metazoa, Chordata, Actinopteri, Beloniformes, Belonidae. The coding region runs from base 632 to 1741 and encodes 369 amino acids. The record is from RefSeq and is a predicted model, not a curated record. The transcript is spliced from 3 exons.